CACAGUUUUUGCACACAGACAAAGAGCAGCUCUGCGACCUCCCGGCCAGCCAGUCACUCUGGAAUUGAGCAGCCACUCUGCUGGCGGCAAAUGGCCGGAGAAGAACAGCUCCGCGACGGCGGCCUCCACCGCCGUCGAGUCGUCGUCCUCUUCUCCCUGCCGUUCCACGGCCACCUCAACCCCACGCUGAAGCUCGCGGCGCUGCUCCGCGCGCGGGGCCUCGCCGUCACCGUCCUCCACACGGACUUCAACGCCCCGGACCCCGCGCGCCACCCGGGGCUCGCCUUCGUCCCCAUCCACGAGACGCCGCUCCAGGACACGGCCGUCUCCCCCGACUCCGACAUCCUCGCGAAGCUCCUGGCCCUGAACGCCGCCAUCGCGGCGCCCUUCCGGCAGGCCCUCGCGUCGCUGCAGGACGCCGUCGCGUGCGCGGUGGUCGACGGGCAGUGCUACGCGGCGAUGGACGCCGCCGGCGAGCUCGGCGUCCCCGUCCUCGCGCUCCGGACCGACAGCGCCGCCGCGCUCCGCAACAUGCUAGCGAUCCCGCGGCUGCGCGACGCCGGCUACCUUCCCUUCAAAGAGGAGCAGCUGGAUGAGCCGGCGCCGGGCCUCGAGCCGCUCCGCGUGCGAGACCUGAUCCGCGUCGACGGCUGCGACACCGACGAGCUCUGCGGCUUCGUCACCAGCGUCGCCGACGCCGUCCGAGCCUCGGUGUCCGGCAUCGUAUUCAACACGUUCGAGGCCAUCGAGGCGCCGGAGCUAGCCAAGAUCCAGCGCGAGCUCUCCCUUCCCGCGUUCGCGGUCGGGCCGUUGCACUUGCUGUCCCAGACACCACCGCCGGCGGAGCAGAGCUUGCACGCGCCCGACCGCGGCUGCCUGGCGUGGCUGGACGCGCGCACGCCGCGCUCCGUGCUCUACGUGAGCCUGGGAAGCUUGGCGUGCGUCAACCGCGCCGUGUUCGAGGAGAUGGCGUGGGGGUUGGCCGGCAGCGGCGUGCCGUUCCUGUGGGUCGUCCGGCCUGGCAUGGUCACUGGCGGCGCCGCUGGCGAAGAGGCUCCACCGCCGUUGCCGGACGGGUUGGAGGAGAAGAUGAGGGGCAGAGGGAAGAUUGUGACAUGGGCUCCGCAAAGGGAGGUCUUGGCGCACGAUGCAAUCGGCGCGUUCUGGACGCACUGCGGGUGGAACUCGAUAUUGGAGAGCAUUUGCGAAGGUGUGCCCAUGCUAGUGCAGCCGUGCUUCGCGGACCAGAUGGUGAACGCGCGGUACGUGACGCACGAGUGGGGUGUUGGGAUGGAGGUUGGGGAGGUGAUCGAGAGGGAGAGGGUGGCGAAGGCGGUGACGAAGUUGAUGGUUGGGGAAGAUGGAGCUUGGAUGAGGGAGAGGGCACGCCGUCUGCAGGUGCAAGCAUCUGCUGCUACUAGUUUGGCCUUAGACAGUCUAGUCCAGUACAUACUGUCCCUGUGAACUUUCAAUUAGUUAGGGAUGAGUGGUAACUUGUAUGGUAAUCCUGAUUCCUGUUCCUGAAUUCCUGAUAUGUUUGCAAAUUUGUCAAAUAAUGCAAUGUGUUGCUUUCUCAUGUC
Setaria italica (foxtail millet) is the source of this 1580-nucleotide messenger RNA. RefSeq names its product DIMBOA UDP-glucosyltransferase BX8. Gene Ontology annotation, molecular function: UDP-glycosyltransferase activity. The transcript has 2 exons. The record is from RefSeq and is a predicted model, not a curated record. NCBI's taxonomy places the organism in Eukaryota, Viridiplantae, Streptophyta, Magnoliopsida, Poales, Poaceae. The coding region runs from base 91 to 1464 and encodes 457 amino acids.